UGAUUUCACACUUUACUCUGGUAGUUGGCAUGCCCUGGACCAGACCCCAGGUGGACCUUCAUGCUGGUGGAGCAGAGGCCAUGGACCAGUAUAACAUAGAAGACCACCACUAUAAGGGCUCCCUGUUCCCCACCUUCACCCUCAUCCCUAUCACUGUCAUCUGCAUCCUCAUCUUCAUUGUCGGAGUGACGGGCAACACCAUGACCAUCCUUAUCAUCCAGCACUUUAAGGACAUGAAGACCACUACCAACCUGUACCUGUCCAGCAUGGCAGUGUCUGACCUCAUCAUCUUCCUCUGCCUGCCCUUUGACCUCUACCGCCUGUGGAAAUAUGUGCCCUGGCUGUUUGGGGAAGUGGUGUGCCGCCUCUAUCACUAUAUCUUUGAGGGCUGCACCUCGGCCACCAUCCUUCACAUCACAGCCCUGAGCAUUGAGCGUUACAUGGCCAUCAGCUUCCCCCUCAGGAGCAAGGUGGUGGUGACCAGACGCAGAGUCCAGUACAUCAUCCUCGCCCUGUGGGGUUUCGCCCUGGUUUCUGCAGCUCCCACACUCUUCCUGGUUGGGGUUGAGUAUGACAAUGACACACACCCAGACUACAAUACAGGGCAGUGCAAGCACACCAGCUACGCUAUCACCUCCGGCCAGCUACACAUCAUGCUCUGGGUGUCCACCACCUACUUUUUCUGCCCAAUGCUCUGUCUUAUCUUCCUCUAUGGCUCCAUCGGGUGCAAGUUGUGGAAAAGCAAAAAUGACCUACAAGGACCCUGCGCUUUCACACGUGAAAGGUCACACAGGCAAACAGUCAAGAUCCUGGUGGUGGUGGUGCUGGCCUUCAUCAUCUGUUGGUUGCCCUAUCACAUUGGCAGGAACCUCUUUGCCCAGGUGGACGACUAUGAUACAGCCACGCUAAGCCAGAACUUCAACAUGGCUUCCAUGGUGCUCUGCUACCUCAGCGCCUCCAUCAACCCUGUCGUCUACAACCUUAUGUCUCAGAAGUACAGGGCUGCAGCCAAACGCCUCUUCCUGCUGCAUCAGAGGCCUAGACAAGCCCACCGCGGCCAGAGACCGCUCUGUGUGAUCGACCACAUCUCCACCCUGAAUGAAAGCCUGACUGGGGUCUGAGGGGCCUCAGCACACUCUGAGCAGUGUUUUGAUGGGAUUGUUUGACUUCAUCACCCAGGGAGAGUGUGCAGGCUUUUUUACAGUUAAGGAGUUGUAGCUAAAGAGGAAACUUGUUGAAGAUGUGUAGAGGGGGAAAGUUUGUUUCAUUUCAUCUUUGACAGGGAAAACAGCCCCACUGCACUUAAAUGCAAAAUCAAAUGUACCAUUACUCAGUGGUAUUUUGUUUUUUAGAGACUGGAUUUUCAGCCAUGUCACAGGAUUUUCAGCCAUGUCACAUUUAAUUUUUUUUUCAAAAUAUACAUAGUUAUUCAGUGGAUUCCAAGAGGAAAAAUUGUAAUUUAUAUUUUCCUGUUUAAAUGUUAUGCAAAAGUAUUUACCUCUACAUCGUGUACAUUGCUUGGUGUUAGCACUUAUUGAACACAUGCACCAUUUCACUUCACAAUUACCAAUCUACAGCACUGAUUAAUAACUGAUCCCUCUUUGUUAAUAACAGAUGACAUUUGCCACAUUUGAAAUGACUGUUCAUUUAUGAUGUACAUUCUGUUAUAUAAGAGUGAAUUUCAGUGUUUGGUGAAUAAUUGUUUUUAUACUAUUUGGUGGUUGUUCUCAUAAAUCAAUAAAAACAAAACAACGAAACUAAAUGUUUAGUUGUUGGGAUCUGAAAUUGAGUUUUCUGGUGUUGGUGUAUGUCUGUAAUGGUUUGCAGUACUGUGUACCAUCUCUCCAGUGGAUAGGUAAAACAUAAACUUAAUAAAAGCAGAUUAAUUUGAAAAUGGGGCAGUUGAUGUCUGUGUGUGUAUUACACAGGCCACCUGAGGCCUGAGGUUUUAGGGCUGUGCACGUGCCAGCCAUCACAUGUAAUCUGACACGACUAUUAUAUUACCUGGGGUCUGACUUAGAUUUACGCUGGCAGCCAAUGUCCCUGCAUCACCAUAUUCAAAGUAAUGGCUGCUCUAAGUGCAUUUCAAAGAGGAUAAAAAGAUAUUAGGUUGUCAGCAGCGGCAGAGCUUACGGCUUUUAUUGCUUCCACUUGCAUAAUCUUGACACCAUUGUACAAUUCUUCUUUGAUGUUGAGUUUUGGAUUUGAAAUUGUACACUUCUCUAUCUCAUGCACU
Molecule: messenger RNA, 2236 nt
Organism: Micropterus salmoides (largemouth bass)
Lineage: Eukaryota; Metazoa; Chordata; Actinopteri; Centrarchiformes; Centrarchidae
Gene: mlnr
Product: motilin receptor
Exons: 2
Coding region: 30-1121 (363 amino acids)
Biological process (GO): G protein-coupled receptor signaling pathway
Cellular component (GO): plasma membrane
Molecular function (GO): G protein-coupled peptide receptor activity
Source: RefSeq, a predicted model, not a curated record